AGUUUCUUUUGAAAAUAGUAAUCGUCUUCAUUAAUUACAUUCUCUGGACUUGCUUGAAAUAAAAUUAGAAAGAAGCUCCUUUUGAGCUUUUCUGUUAGAAUUCCUAUCGGGGUUUCUAAGUUUUUCCUAGUUUUAUUCAAUCAAUAAUCUUGAUUAAUGAAAUUUGUCUUUUCUAGCUUUGUUUUUACAUCAAGUCUUAAUCUGUAAGAUUCCAGUUCUAUUAUUUAUACCAAUUGACUGUCUCGCUAUCGUUUUUUUCGAGGCAGACGGCUAUUUAGAUUGAAACUCUGAUCAGAAGAGAGAAUUGGAUUAGUAUUAAAAAUGAGGGAAAAGUUAGGGUUCUUAGGAUUUGUGUUACUUAUGCUGUGUGGGUCUUGUUUGGGUAGGUUUGUAGUUGAGAAAAACAGCUUAAGAGUGACUUCUCCAGAUUCAGUGAAGGGUAUACAUGAAUGUGCAAUUGGGAAUUUUGGUGUUCCUCAAUAUGGAGGUACUUUGGUUGGGACUGUUGUUUAUCCAAAAGCUAAUCAGAAAGCUUGCAAAGGAUUUGAUGAGGUUGAUAUCUCUUUCAAAUCUAAGCCUGGAGGUUUACCCACUUUUCUUCUCGCUGAUCGAGGAGAUUGUUACUUCACAUUGAAGGCUUGGAAUGCACAAAACGGUGGAGCAGCAGCUAUUCUGGUUGCAGAUGACAAGUUGGAGCCGUUGAUUACCAUGGACACCCCUGAAGAAGAAAAUGCAGAUGCUGACUAUUUGCAAAAGAUCAACAUUCCAUCGGCCCUUAUCACCAAGUCCUUGGGAGACAGUAUCAAGAAGGCUCUAUCUGGUGGGGAGAUGGUGAACAUAAAUCUUGAUUGGACUGAGGCCCUUCCACAUCCUGAUGAGCGUGUCGAGUAUGAGUUCUGGACAAAUAGCAAUGAUGAAUGCGGGCCAAAGUGUGACAGCCAGAUGGACUUCGUCAAGAACUUCAAAGGUGCAGCUCAGAUACUUGAGCAGAAGGGUUACACUCAGUUCACUCCACACUAUAUAACAUGGUAUUGCCCAGAAGCAUUCAUUCUGAGCAAACAAUGCAAGUCUCAGUGCAUAAACCACGGCAGGUACUGUGCUCCUGAUCCUGAGCAGGAUUUUAGCAAGGGAUAUGAUGGAAAGGAUGUUGUGGUUCAAAAUCUACGUCAAGCUUGCUUUUUUAAAGUGGCCAAUGAAAGUGGAAAACCAUGGCUUUGGUGGGAUUAUGUGACUGACUUUGCAAUCCGUUGUCCAAUGAAAGAUAAGAAAUACACCAAAGAGUGUGCAGAUCAAGUUAUCCAAUCACUUGGUGUUGAUAUCAGAAAGAUAGACAAAUGCAUAGGUGACACUGAAGCAGAUGUGGACAACCCAGUUCUCAAAGCUGAACAAGAUGCACAGAUUGGAAAAGGUUCUCGAGGAGAUGUGACUAUACUGCCAACUCUCGUCGUAAACAAUAGGCAAUAUCGAGGUAAGUUGGAUAAGGGGGCGGUUCUCAAGGCCAUUUGUGCAGGUUUCCAGGAGACCACUGAGCCAGCCAUAUGUUUAAGUGAAGAUGUAGAAACCAACGAGUGCUUGGAGAAUAACGGUGGAUGCUGGCAGGACAAGGCUGGAAACCUUACUGCAUGCAAGGAUACUUUCCGAGGUAGAGUAUGUGAAUGUCCAGUGGUACGAGGUGUGAAGUUUGUUGGUGAUGGUUAUACUCAUUGUGAAGCUUCAGGUUCUUUGCGUUGUGAAAUUAACAAUGGGGGAUGUUGGAAGAAAACCCAAGAUGGCAGGACUUUUUCUGCUUGUGUUGAGGAUCAUUCACAAGGUUGCAAGUGUCCUCCAGGAUUCAAGGGUGAUGGAGUCAAUUCCUGCGAGGAUGUCGAUGAAUGCAAAGAGAAGUCAGCUUGCCAGUGUCCAGAAUGCAAAUGCAAAAAUACAUGGGGUGGUUAUGAUUGUAGCUGUAGCAGUGGUUUAUUGUAUAUUCAAGAACACGACACAUGCAUAAGUAAGGCUGCUAAUACAGAGGUUGGAUGGAGCUUUAUUUGGAUUAUUAUUCUAGCAUUGGCUGCCGCUGGAGUUGCUGGAUAUGCAACUUACAAGUACAGAAUCCGGAGGUACAUGGAUUCAGAGAUUCGGGCGAUCAUGGCACAGUACAUGCCACUGGAUAAUCAAGGAGAGAUCCCUGUCCACCAUGCUGCCCGGGGCGACAUCUGAAGGAUGAGAUUGGGAGGUUCAUAUUUUCAGCUGCGCUUUAGCAGCAUUUAAUUGGGGUCUCUACAAGGGUGCGUAUAUGGUCUGGCGUCCUUUUUGAGUAGUCUCUCACACUCUUUGUAAAAUUUAACUGCUUAGUAAGUUAGAUAAGUGGCGCACAUAAUUCCAGGACCACUGUAAAUUUUCCAUUGGAUACAAGAAACCUUUUUAUGCUUCAAUAUAUGGGAAUUCUUUUCUUUUCCCUGUAA
Molecule: messenger RNA, 2444 nt
Organism: Ricinus communis (castor bean)
Lineage: Eukaryota; Viridiplantae; Streptophyta; Magnoliopsida; Malpighiales; Euphorbiaceae
Product: vacuolar-sorting receptor 1
Exons: 12
Coding region: 322-2199 (625 amino acids)
Molecular function (GO): calcium ion binding
Source: RefSeq, a predicted model, not a curated record